Amorphotheca resinae ATCC 22711 is the source of this 5512-nucleotide messenger RNA. RefSeq lists its product as hypothetical. The transcript is spliced from 5 exons. Lineage: Eukaryota; Fungi; Ascomycota; Leotiomycetes; Helotiales; Amorphothecaceae. The record is from RefSeq and is a predicted model, not a curated record. The coding region runs from base 478 to 5223 and encodes 1581 amino acids. Gene Ontology annotation, biological process: protein deubiquitination. Gene Ontology annotation, molecular function: cysteine-type deubiquitinase activity.
CACGGCGGCUUCUCAACUUUUCUCGCUACUCUCACCAACGCGACAACAGAGCUGCACGGGCAGCUCACCUUCACAACGUCUUCCACAAAGAAAAGAAAGCUUUCUCCGCAGCAUAUAAGAGGCCCCGAUUCUGAUAAUAGCAACGACAUCCCGCUGGACUCCGUUGAGGAACGCGAAUCCCAGUCUCCCAGCGAUUUGCCGCGCUUCGACCUCCCCACCAACGACGACGCCCGCUCGGAUUCAGCCCUUCCUCCCCACAUUCCUCCGCACCUCCAUAGCUCCUCUUCCCUCAGCGCCCCAGACUACAUCCACUCGGCAGCGAGCUCUCCAAGUGCUGCAUACGCAGGUUUGUCCAUCGAGGGCGAGAGGGCUGGAGACGCGACGUCAGCCUCCGAGCUUGGAAGAGCCUCACACUCUCUGAACGAACAGGACACAAGGGGGCAGUCUCCACUCCUCCCUUUCUCGCACAGGGCUAUUAUGGGAGGGGCAGCAGAUCUUCCUCACCGAUCCUCGUCGCCACUCAAGAGACGUGCGUCGGAUUUGGAAGGGGAGGCGCCAUCAAGCCCGAAAGAUGAUAUCGAUAUGAUCACAGUCCCUCCUUCGGACACUACAGAGACUGCCGAUUCAUCUACACAGCCAAGCCGUGCCCAACGGGCACAAUCUGUGGAUAUGCUGAAGGGUGAACCAGAUGCAGACACUCCCGCCACCUCGACUCAGACCCAAGACCCUUCACCUUCUUCUUCCGCAGAGACAGAUAUUCCUCCUAUUGAUGUACAGAUCAAGACGGUUACUACAGUCUGUGAAGCGGCGGACCAACAUCAACUCAAUGAAGGGGACAAAACGUACCUAGUAUCGAAAUCAUGGCUCAAUCGUGUCCUAGCUCGAGGCUCAGAAGCCAGGCACAACAGCAAGGUGGACCCCGAAGGAGAGAUUGGCCCAGUCGACAACUCCGACAUCAUCCAGCAGAUCAUCAAGGAUUGUGACGGUGAAGACUUUGUGCAGUUAAAGCAUGGUUUAGGCACAGAGUCAUUCAGCCUUUUCCCCCAGGAGGCUUGGGACCUUGUGAUGGCUUGGUAUGGCCUCAUGCCAGGGCAGCAUCCUAUUGUUCGGUACGCACACAAUACGAACCCAGACAGGUCAGGGAUUCCGAACGUCAUCUACGAAUUUCAUCCUCCCAUAUUCACGGUGCAUCGGUUGUGGUCGGAUAGUACCUCACUUAUUCCUCAGCUACUCAAGGUGCAGAACCCUGUGGCCCCAGUCAUCGUCGUUAGCAGAUCCGUUCAAUAUAUCGAGUUCUUGAGGAAAGCAAAAACCAAGGCCAACAUCGAUUUAUCCAAGAAGGUGCGUGUUUGGAGAAUCCCUCGAAAACAGCCUGCCGCCGAUCCAGUGCCGCCUACUGGUGAUCUCACAACUCCACCCUCCUCAAGACCAAGCUCUCCUGCUCCCGGAGCAGCAACUGCUCCGAACCCAGGCGAACCCCAGGAUUCCUGGACUCGACUUCUUUUGGAUGUGGCUACGUUCUCACAGCUCAAGAAGGGCUUGGAGCGAGAAUUAGUUAAUGCACAGGAUCAGAGCGGCAAUCCGAAGUACAAUGGUCACAGUGACUUGGCUUUUGUUGGACUAGGCGAUAACCAAGCUAUUGUCCUCGAUGAACAAAUUGACCAUGACACCCACGUUUCGAAUCAUGUGUCGAAGACGAAGACCUCAACAACAGGCACUCGAACGGGGGUAUCAAAUCUAUCUCACCAGUCGAACAGUCAGGCGAACAGUGGCCGAAAUAGCCCCGCACCAUCAGGAUAUAACCUCCGUGGCCGAGCACAGAAAAAUGGUCGAGUUCCUGGGACUGUAGGCUUAAGUAACCUAGGGAAUACGUGCUAUAUGAACUCAGCCUUGCAGUGCGUUCGAAGCGUGGAGGAGUUGACGAAAUACUUCUUAACGGACAGUGCCCAAGAAGAGCUAAACGUCGAGAACCCGUUGGGCAAUAAUGGCGAAGUUGCAAUGGCAUAUGAUCACCUUCUCAAAGAGAUCUACAAAGAACCUGUCCCACAGUCUAUUGCGCCACGACACUUCAAGAACACUAUUGGUAGAUACGCACCGUCAUUUUCUGGUUACGGCCAACAGGAUUCUCAGGAGUUCCUUGGAUUUCUGCUUGAUGGCCUCCAGGAGGAUUUGAGUCGUGUAAAGAAGAAGCCAUAUAUUGAAAAGCCUGAUUCGACGGAUGACAUGGUCAACAAUCCGGAGGCAAUUCGGGAGAUGGCUGCCAAAGUCUGGGAUAUUACGAAAAAGCGAGAUGAUUCUGUAAUCGCCGAUCUGUUCACUGGGAUGUACAAGUCAACUCUGGUCUGCCCUGUUUGCGGCAAAAUCAGCAUCACGUUCGACCCCUUCAACAACUUAACCUUGCAAUUACCGAUCGAGAACUCAUGGUCACAUACUGUCUAUUUCUUCCCUCUAAAUGACGCUCCAAUGCUCAUACCUGUCGACAUGGAUAAGCAGGGAAGUUUCUCAGCCAUGAAAGAGUACAUGAGCAAGAAGGUUGGGGUUCCGGUCGAGAGAUUAUUCAUAGCCGAAGAGUUCAAAUACAAAUUCUACAGGAUAUACGAAGAUUACAAAUCUGUGUUCGAGGAAAUUGGGGCCAAUGACAAUGUUGCGGUGUAUGAGCUGGAAGCCAAACCUACGAACUGGCCAGAACGCCGCAAGCCUACGAAGAAACAGAGGGCCAAACUGGCGAAUGCGAGCAACUUGAGCACCGAAUCCGAGGAAGAUGACACGCAAAGUUGGGAGGAUGCAUUGGCAGAGAAAAUGCUGGUGCCUGUAUUUCAUCGUCGCCCGAAUAAGGACCGUAAUCGCAGCGGAUACAAGAAGAACUGGGCCCUCGUUCCGGUUCCCCAUUACAUUAUCCUGACUCCUGAAGAGGCGAGAAGUGAGGACAUGAUCAAGCGCAAAAUUCUCGAGAAGGUCGCAACAUUUAGUACAUCCCCAGAAUUCGAAGAAGACGAUGAAGCCAGCACCAGCGUUACUGAUAGUGUGGACCCGGAUAUUGUUCUUACCAAUGGCUCCGACUCAUCUGAAGGAAAAGUUGUUGCCAACUCUGUUGAUGGCGAAGAUGGAAUCGUUGACGUAACCAUGAAGGAGUCGAACGGUGUUCGUGAGUCUGUUGAAAAGGAUGCUCCGAAAUCAACAGCAGCAACGCAGACUUCCAAACCUUCUUUCAACAGGCGUCGACCAAAGUUUCUUCAGCCCGGUUCUUAUCUUAAUCCGGCGUUGCAGAACAUGUUCGAUCUUGGCUACUUCUCAGGCCCGAAGGACUCGGUCCCCACGGGAUGGAGCGAGGUCGAUGAAGAUAGAAACUACCCAUCCAUUGCAUCAAGGAAUCCUCGCCUGCAGCGAACCUACGAGGACGAGUCAGGGAACGAUUUCGACAUGGCCAACGGUCGAACUGGUUCGGAGAGCAGUAAUGAUGAUGAUCAGUACCCUUCGAAUACUCUGUCAAGCGCAACACGAAUGAAUGAUGAGUCAAGUGAGGAGGAUGAACCCUCACUCCCUAAACCCAAUGCUCUUGUUUACCGAACAGUGGCAAAGAAAGCCGGGGUUAGAGUAGGUUAUGGCAAAGGCCGCAAUAGCCGUGGUAUGAAAACUUACUCGAGAAAGGGCAACCGGGCAUCACGAAAGGUACCCAACAUGAACGACAGCGACCAAGACGCGCCUGAUGACGGACCUCUCAUUCGUCUUGGUGAAGGCAUUGUUGUUGAUUGGAAAGCCGACGCUUACGAAGCAAUGUUUGAAGCCGACGGUCCAGAUGACAACUUGCGGGGGCGUUCAACGUUCAGUUCUAUACCGACCUUCAACGAUACUGAGCUCAUCGCCAAGCGUUCAGCUCGUGCGCAACGGAGAAAGAAUGGUAUCACUCUAGACGAUUGCCUGAAUGAGUUCGGCAAAGAAGAAGUACUUUCUGAAGCCGAUACUUGGUAUUGUCCACGAUGCAAAGAACACCGAAGAGCAACGAAGAAAUUUGAGCUCUGGAAGACUCCUGAUAUCCUCGUCAUGCACCUCAAGCGUUUCAGCUCUAGCAGUACUCGGCGAGACAAGCUCGACAUCCUUGUAGAUUUCCCUAUCGAGGGCCUUGACCUUACCUCAAGGGUCAUGGAAACGGAAAAUGGCAAGCAAGAGAUUUAUGACCUUUUUGCUGUUGAUGAUCAUUGGGGUGGACUCGGCGGUGGUCAUUACACUGCAUUUGCGAAGAACUUUGUGGACAACGAAUGGUACGAAUACAAUGACUCGUCAGUUUCGAAGCAGAAAGAUCCUUCACGAAUUGUCUCGCAAAGUGCCUAUCUGCUGUUCUACCGACGUCGGUCAGACGUACCACUAGGUGGGCCCAGAUUUCAACAGAUUAUCAAAAAGUUCGAGAAUUCCCAUGAACCGUCAGAAGACGAUACAGCCAAGUCGGGGGAAGACCAGGGCCUCGACGCAAAUUCUUCCCUUCGUGGGUCGUCGAGCGCUUUGACAGAAGUAGGAGCAGCUCACCAUCGAGCAAACAAUGGUUUGGAUAAGACAGUAAAUCCACAGGAGCUCGAGGGUCUGCCAGCCUACAAAGCCCACGAACUGAAUGACGAGGAUGCAGCCCCAUUACUGUUAGGUGAUGCGCAGAUGAACGACGGUUUGCCACUCGAGAGUAUUGAAGAUGAAGGUAUUGACAUGGACAUGAACUACAACAACCUUGGUUUAAGUACUGUUGGGCUACGCUCUUCCAAAAACACCGUUGGCAGUUGGAACUUAGCUUCUGACGCUCCAAAAGCCAUCGCUGGGAAUUGGAACUUUGCCGGCCUCGAAGGCUUAAACAGAGAGCAGAAUUUUGUUUCCGGGACGGGAUCUGAGGUAGACCUCGACGAUAACUCGGGGAAUGAUUUCGAUCUGGACGGCAGCGAUAUUGUUCAGCAUAACUCGUCGGCAAGUUCGGGUUCUCUCAGAGGACGUCUCGAAGAUUUCGAAAAUGCCAUCCCAGAAGGUGAUAAUGGUGUGUUCGUGGAUCCGAGCCCGGUGCCGGACAUUGAUGACGAUGACCAGAUAGACAAUUUAGCAUUGCAUAGGGAUCUCUUAGAGACCCAUAAAGGUGGCGCGAAGCUCCGGCCGGAGUUUGAGGUCCCUGUUGAACAUGAGGCCGAAGAGGUUGAGGAACCGGCGACGGAGAUUCAUGUCGAGGAAGGCGAGGGUCUGAAGAUAGAUUAAGUGCAGAGGAACCACAUUCUUUGCGUAAUGAGGUAGACUUGGGACAAUGGUGUGCUUUGGAUGGGAUGAUAAACUUGAUGCUCACAUGCUAUCGCUGAAUACGCGAAAGAGCUAUGACUUUAUGGACCAUGGGAGGAAGGGAACUGGCUGCAUACCAGAAGUAUUGCGGCGCAAAAUGUAUGGACAGUGAAGUUACUGUAUCGAUACUAUAGAAGCAGUCUUUAAACAGUCCUCUCGCUGGAGAGUUAGUUACCUUGGCCAGAGGCUCGAUGCAAAACAUCUUUUGAGC